Molecule: messenger RNA, 2522 nt
Organism: Paramacrobiotus metropolitanus
Lineage: Eukaryota; Metazoa; Tardigrada; Eutardigrada; Parachela; Macrobiotidae
Product: splicing factor 1-like
Exons: 8
Coding region: 298-2274 (658 amino acids)
Biological process (GO): regulation of mRNA splicing, via spliceosome
Cellular component (GO): nucleus
Molecular function (GO): mRNA binding; zinc ion binding
Source: RefSeq, a predicted model, not a curated record
UUGAUUAAAAAUUUAAAUCAAGUAGUUUUUGCUGAAAGUGAAGUCUAUGACUCUCUACUUUUAAAUUGUUCUUCCUCCCAGGAAUAAAUUAUUAGCAGCAGCUUAUUUACGGGAAUUAAGCCUGCAUCGGUAUUCAGAACUUUCAAGUUCAGUGUCAUAGUUGCAUCCGUCUGAGUGAUAACGCUGCGGGAGUGUAAAUCGUGCAACUGAACGCUGCACACGAAUCGUGACCAGACAGUGAUUGUUGAUUUUAACUGUGAUCUUUCAUUCUGUUGUGAUCCGUCAUCUCUGUACUUCAUGGCCAGCGGAGCCAACACCGCCCCUUUGGGGCGCCUCGCCAACGCCUCGGCCCCGGUGGCGACGGGCGGGAGUCUGCUGAAGCCGGACUAUCUGUCGACGUCGUCGCCUGUAGCAGGCGCAGGCGUCGUGCACGGACCCGUCCGCCCCACCAGCCGUUUCAGCAGCGCCCCGCCACCGCCCCCGCCUCCGGCCCCCGUGGUCCCCGAUGAGCAGGAAAAGAAGAGGAGCUCCACGUAUGAGGAUGACCAUAAGGAGCGGGAUCGGUCGUCGCGGGAUCGCGACAGGGACAGGGAACGCGAUCGGGAGCGGGACAAAGAGCGCGAGAAGGAGCGCGAACGGGAUCGUGAGCGGGACAGGGAUAGGGAGCGCGAAAGAGAACGCAGGGAACGCGAGCGACGGUUCUGGCGCGGCGAGAAGAGUCGCGAUUCUGUUAGCUCGCGGGAUUACCCCGAUGAUUAUGACCGCGAUUCACGGGAUUCUGGCUACGAUCGAGAGGACGAGACUUACUCGCACGUGAAGAGCGCCGUCUCGGCGCUGGCCCAGUCGACGGCCAUAAAAUCCAACUCGGGCAGUCGCGAGGGCUCGCAGGAGGCCCAGAAGCCCCGGAAGCGCUCCCGCUGGGCGGAGGCCACCGAGCAGCGCGCCUUCAUCCCGGGAAUGCCCACCAUCAUCCCCACCAACAUGACGAAGGAGCAAGAACGCGCCUACCUCCUCCAGCUGCAGAUUGAGGAUAUCUCCCGUAAGCUGCGUAGCGGAGAUUUGGGAAUAUCAUCCAUUCCAGAAGAAAGGUCGCCAUCCCCGGAGCCUAUUUACAAUCACGAGGGCAAGCGGAUGAACACGCGAGAUAUGCGGACACGGAGAAGACUGGAGGAUGAUCGGCAUAAACUGAUUGUGGAGAUGUUCGAUCUAAAUCAGGAUUAUAAACCGCCGCCGGAUUAUAAGGCCCCAGCGGCUAAAUUCACGGAUAAGGUUUUGAUUCCACAAGAGGAGCAUCCGGAAAUUAACUUUGUGGGAUUACUGAUUGGGCCGCGCGGAAAUACACUGAAAUCAUUAGAAAAGGAGACUGGUACGAAAAUCAUCAUUCGAGGAAAGGGCUCUGUGAAAGAAGGGAAAAUCGGACGGCCCAACCGUGAUCCGCUGCCGGGCGAAGAUGAGCCGUUGCACGCGUACAUUACCGGUCAGACGCCGGAAUAUGUUCGCGGCGCUGUGGAAAAGAUUAAAACCAUUUUACUGGAAGGCAUCGAAGUGCCCGAGCAUCAGAAUGAUUUACGGAAGCAGCAGUUGCGAGAAUUGGCGCUGCUGAACGGGACGCUGCGGGAUGACAUGGCGCCGCGCUGCAGCAACUGCGGUUCCACGGCACAUCGCACCUGGAACUGCCCGGAUAAGCCGAACAUCACGCAUAGUGUUAUUUGCACGCGAUGCGGCGGCGCCGGACAUAUCGCGAAAGAUUGUAAAGCGGAAAUCACCCCAGGAGACACCAGCACGGCCAAUAUGGAUGACGAGUAUUUAUCGCUGAUGGCGGAACUGGGACAAGGCCCUGCUCCACCCAAAUCCAAACCAGCUCCCGCACCGGCCCACGCACCCACCCCCUCGAACACAUCCUUCUCGGCUGUUCCUCCGCCGCCGCCGCCACCUAGCGCCCCGGCUGCCGCUUCUUUCGCUCCGCCGGCAUCCUAUGGGCCUCCACCGGCCCCUCCGGCGCCGGUCAUGCACAGCUGGACGCCGCCGGCCGCUCCCCCGGUCCAGCAUCACGCACCUUCUUACGGCAUGUACAAUCCCUACGGGAUGGGCCCCUCGCCGGCCGUGGGCGGCUGGAAUAUGGCGCCACCACCCCCGCCGCCGCCCCCGGGGAUGGGCAUGCCCACGAUGGCCUCCUCGCUGCCGCCGCCGCCGCCUCCACCACCCCAGAUGCCCAGUUAUGCGCAGCAGCAGACGUGGAUGAUGCCGCCUCCACCACCUCCCCCUCCGUCGUAAUACUACAGUUUCUUCGUGUUAUCGCUGUUUUCGCAUUGACUGAAUUUGUUCCGUACAUCUUUGGACUAAAUUAUCUCGCAUGCCUUUCGGAAAUGGGUGCUUUAGAAACCUUUGUUCUCUUGUGCAUUAAUUAGUUAGUAUUUGCCACAAUUUGCUGUUUUUUCGCAUUAUUAACAGUUUAAAAGGGUAAUUUCUUUUCUUGUCUAGUGAUUUGCAACACAUAUUUCGGCAUAAAGAAGUCAUGAUAU